Messenger RNA from Mugil cephalus (flathead mullet), 7248 nucleotides. It is a transcript of the gene myo6a, whose product is annotated as myosin VIa. The transcript has 36 exons. The coding region runs from base 209 to 4105 and encodes 1298 amino acids. The record is from RefSeq and is a predicted model, not a curated record. Gene Ontology annotation, cellular component: actin cytoskeleton; cytoplasm; endocytic vesicle. Gene Ontology annotation, molecular function: actin filament binding; microfilament motor activity; ATP binding. Gene Ontology annotation, biological process: vesicle transport along actin filament; inner ear auditory receptor cell differentiation; inner ear morphogenesis. Lineage: Eukaryota; Metazoa; Chordata; Actinopteri; Mugiliformes; Mugilidae.
AGUUUCCCAGGAUAGCUGCGGGAGUCGGAGGCUGCGGGGCGGGGAGAGCGUGGCCCAGAGUACCGGGGCGUACACCGAUCAUCUGGAGACCUGAGUCCGGGACGUGCGCUUCAUUUCUGGGACUUUAUAAAAGACAAACCUGCUUCCACUAAAGCGGCGGCGGAACCUCGGGAGUGUCCCCGGAAAGGAGAGCCUUUAGACCGGUGCCAUGGAGGAUGGGAAGCCGGUGUGGGCGCCCCACCCAACGGAUGGGUUCCAGCUGGGAACCAUCGUGGACAUCGGAGCCGACAGCCUCACCAUCGAACCCAUCAAACAGAAGGGAAAGACUUUUCUAGCUCCCAUCAACCAAGUCUUCCCAGCAGAGGACGACAUCAACAAGCAUGUGGAGGACAACUGUUCGUUGAUGUACUUGAAUGAAGCGACGCUGCUCAACAACAUCCGCGUCAGAUACAGCAAAGACAAAAUAUAUACGUUCGUAGCCAACAUCCUGAUCGCCAUCAACCCGUACUUUGACCUCCCAAAGCUUUACUCAGCAGAGUCCAUUAAGAAGUACCGGGGCCGCUCUCUGGGGACGCUGCCGCCUCACGUCUACGCCAUCGCUGAUAAGGCGUACAGGGACAUGAGGGUCCUGAAGAUGAGCCAGUCCAUCAUCGUCUCAGGGGAAUCUGGAGCCGGAAAGACAGAAAACACCAAGUUUGUCCUCAGAUACUUGACGACCUCCUACGGGACGGGUCAGGACAUCGACGAGAGGAUCGUGGAAGCGAAUCCCCUACUGGAGGCUUUCGGAAACGCCAAGACCGUACGCAACAACAACAGCAGCCGCUUCGGAAAGUUUGUGGAGAUCCACUUCAACGAGAAGAACGCUGUCGUCGGAGGCUUCGUGUCCCACUACCUGCUGGAGAAGUCCAGGAUCUGCCGACAGAGCCAGGAGGAGAGGAACUACCACAUCUUCUACCGGCUGUGCGCCGGGGCGCCCGAGGACAUCCGGCAGAAGUUCCACCUCAGCUCUCCGGACACGUUCAGGUACCUGAACAGAGGAUGCACUCGGUACUUCGCCACCAAAGACACAGACAAAAACAUCAUGCAGAACCGCAAGAGCCCGGAGCACACCAAGUCAGGCCCUCUGAAGGACCCCCUGCUGGACGACCACGGAGACUUCAACCGGAUGUCCGUGGCCAUGAAGAAGAUCGGCCUGGACGACACAGAGAAGCUGGAUCUGUUCAGGGUGGUGGCCGGAGUCCUGCACCUGGGAAACAUCGACUUUGAGGAGGCUGGGAGCACGUCAGGUGGAUGCGCCAUCAAGAACCAGUCGAGUAAAACAGUGGAGCACUGCGCCGAGCUGCUGGGCCUGGGGGAGGAGGACCUGAGGGUCAGCCUCACCUCCAGAGUCAUGCUCACAACGGCAGGGGGCACCAAAGGCACAGUCAUCAAAGUGCCGCUGAAGGUGGAGCAGGCCAACAACGCUCGGGACGCGUUGGCGAAGGCCGUGUACAGCCGCCUGUUCGACCACGUGGUGACCAGAGUCAACCAGUGCUUCCCCUUCGACUCCUCCGCCAACUUCAUUGGCGUCCUGGACAUCGCCGGCUUCGAAUACUUUGAGCACAACAGCUUCGAGCAAUUCUGCAUCAACUACUGUAACGAGAAACUGCAGCAGUUCUUCAACGAGCGCAUCCUGAAAGAGGAGCAAGAGUUGUACCAGAGGGAGGGGCUCGGAGUCAAUGAGGUUCACUACGUCGACAACCAGGACUGUAUAGACCUGGUGGAGGCGAAGCUGGUCGGUAUCCUGGACAUCCUGGACGAAGAGAACCGUCUACCUCAGCCCAGCGACCAGCACUUCACCGACACCGUGCACAACAAACACAAGAACCACUUCCGUCUGACUAUACCCAGGAAGUCUAAGCUGGCGGUCCACCGGAACGUGAGGGACGAUGAAGGAUUUAUUAUCAGGCACUUUGCAGGAGCCGUGUGCUAUGAGACGACCAAGUUUGUGGAGAAGAACAAUGACGCCCUGCACAUGUCCCUGGCGUGUCUGGUCAGCGAGUCCAAGGACCGGUUCGUCCGUGAGCUGUUUGAAAACUCCAACAACAGUAAGGACGUCAAGCAGAAGGCCGGAAAGCUCAGCUUCAUCAGCGUCGGCAACAAGUUUAAGACCCAGCUGAACAUCCUCCUGGAAAAGCUCCGGAGCACGGGCUCCAGCUUCAUCCGCUGCAUUAAGCCCAACCUGAAGAUGGUCAGCCACCAUUUUGAAGGCGCUCAGAUUCUCUCCCAGCUCCAGUGCUCUGGCAUGGUGUCGGUGCUGGACCUGAUGCAGGGCGGCUUCCCCUCCAGAGCUCCCUUCCACGAACUCUACAACAUGUACCAGAAGUACAUGCCUCCCAAACUGACCCGCCUCGACCCCCGCCUCUUCUGCAAGGCUCUGUUCAAAGCCCUCGGACUCAAUGAGAACGACUACAAGUUCGGUUUGACCAGAGUGUUUUUCCGUCCUGGGAAGUUCGCAGAGUUCGACCAGAUCAUGAAGUCGGACCCAGAGCAUCUGGCAGAGCUGGUGAAGAAGGUCAACAAGUGGCUCAUCCACAGCCGCUGGAAGAAGGUCCAGUGGUGCUCUCUGUCCGUCAUCAAACUGAAGAACAAGAUCUUGUAUCGAACCACCGCCUGUGUCAUGAUGCAGAAGACGGUUCGGAUGUGGCUCUGCAGGAAGAAGCACAAACCUCGUAUCGAUGGGCUGGUGAAGGUGAGUCACCUGAAGAAGAGAAUGGCCAAAUUCACGGAGGUGGUGGCCGGGCUGAAGGAGGGAAAGAAGGAGAUGAGCAAACAGGUCCAGGAUCUGGAGGCUUCCAUCAACGCCCUGGUGCUCAAGAUCAAGACCACCAACAUGACCCGGCUGGAGAUCGACCACGAGUACAAGGCCCUGGUGACGCGGUCGGAGAAGGUGCUGACCGCCAUGCAGAACAAGAAGAAGGAGGAGGAGGAGCGCGAGAGGCUGCGACGCAUCCAGGAGGAGAUGGAGAAGGAGAAGAAGAGGAGGGAGGAGGAGGAGCAGCGCCGCAAACAGGAGGCGGAGGACAGGCGGCUGAAAGCAGAGAUGGAGGUGAAGAGGAAGCAAGAAGAGGAGGAGAGGAAGAGGAUGGAGGAAGAGGAGAGGAGGAUUCAGGCGGAGAUGGAGCUGCAGCUGGAGGCUGAGCGGGAGCAGGAGGCAGCUCGACAGGCCGUCCUGGAGCAGGAGAGGAGGGACCGCGAGCUGGCGAUGAGGAUCGCCCAGAGCGAGUCUGAGCUCAUCCCAGAGGAGGCGCUGAACGACGGCCUGCGCAGUAACGGCUCCUCAGUUCCAUCGUCCCCAGAGAGAGCAGCCGCUCCUGCAUCCACAAAGCUCAAGAGCUUGACCAUGGAGGAAAUGGCCAAGGAAAUGACUGAACUUCUGGCUCGAGGUCCUCAGGUCCAGGCCUCCAAGGCGGCCGCUGGCGCCAAGAAGUACGAGCUGAGCAAGUGGAAGUACGCCGAGCUCCGGGACGCCAUCAAUACCUCAUGUGACAUCGAGCUGCUGGCCGCCUGCAGGGAGGAGUUCCACCGCCGGCUCAAAGUUUAUCACGCCUGGAAGUCCAGGAACAAGAAGAGGAACACGGAGACAGAGCAGCGAGCGCCCAAAUAUGUCACCGACUACGAUCAUGCGCCCCCCGUGAGAACAGCAUCCCAGCAGAACCCAGCCCCGCCCAUCCCGGCCCGGCAGUAUGAGGUGGCGAUGAACCGACAGCAGCGCUACUUCCGCAUCCCGUUCAUCCGGCCGAACGACCAGUACAAAGACCCCCAGAACAAGAAGAAGGGCUGGUGGUACGCCCACUUCGACGGGCCCUGGAUCGCCCGGCAGAUGGAGCUUCACCCAGAAAAACAACCCAUUCUCCUGGUGGCAGGGAAGGACGACAUGGAGAUGUGCGAGCUGAGUCUGGAGGAGACGGGCCUGUCGAGGAAGAGGGGCGCCGAGAUCCUCCCCCGCCAGUUCGAGGAGAUCUGGGAGCGCUGCGGCGGCGUCCAAUACUUGCGCAGCGCCAUCGAGAGCCGACAGGCGCGACCCACCUACGCCACGGCCAUGCUGCAGAGCAAGCUCAAGUGACGUGGUGGACGUGGUGGAUGGAGGUGGAGGGGGGGGGGGUGUGGAGUGGCCUCACGCCGCAAACAAAGGGACGAAUGCACCAGCUACCUGACUGGGACGGCUUCCCAGCGCACCAGGUCCUGACUGGGGGGCGUUUUCUUUCUCUGCUGUCCUUUCGUCUUCUGUUGAUUUGUUUUUUUUUUUUUUUUUUUUGUUCUUUGCUGGCUUUCAGUCUGCGACGGGGGGAAGAGGGGGUGGGCAUUGCAUUGAACCCUAUGCAGAAAAAAAAAUCCUACUAAAUGAUCACAUCUGGUUGUUUUCUGUAACAUUUCUGCAAGUCUAACUAUGAGGCCUUAACACUACUUUAACAGGGUUUAAUCGCCGAAAAGUAGGACUUUUAUUUCAUUUGGUUUUGUUUUUGUUGGUUGGUUGGACGCUGCCUCCCUGAACCAGAAAAAUUCCUAAACUGUAAUUAUGCAUUCCUGAUGAUUAUACUGAAGUCUCACUGGUGUGUCGCUUCCAUCUUAACAGCUAGCUGGUGAACCCUCCGACUUCAACCCUGCUGUUUACAUUGUCUUCAUGUGGUUCUUACAGGGCAACAGAAAACUUGCACAAGUAGUUCUCAGCGUGAGGCAGUGCUGCAUGACUGUCAGAUUAUUCCACUCCUAAUUAAGUCCUUUUUUUAUUUCUACUUUCUUUACCUUUUGUCUUUCCAAGCGAAUGUAACUGGAGACCUCAUUGAUUUGCUCAUGCAGUGAUUCCUCUUGUUCUUCUCAUUAUGUGUGGUUUUUGAAUUAAGGGUCCAGAAACCUUUGAGACCAAACGUCACUCCGUGAUUAGAUUCUGUCAGAAAAUGCAGAAAAUGUGAAUUAAUUAUGCAACUGCUGAGAUGAACAGCUCGGCCGUGUCAUUUUUGAACUCUUUGAAUUUGAUCUUCUUUGCCAACGAAGUGAUUCCCAAGGUACGUUCAUGUAUUUUUUUCACUGACCAAAAAAAAAAAAAAAAAAAUAACAAUAAUAAAUCCACCGUUUGAUUCCAGGACGUUUUAUUUUCUUCCUGCUGUGUGUGAGAAGCUCCUCGAUUGUCGGCUCGAACUGAACUGGAACGUUUUCUAUAGGGCGCGUGCGGCCUACGGUUUGUUUUGGAGAGAAAACCUUGUGAACUUCGGUGGCUCUGAUGCACCAGACCAUAACUAGAAGCAAUAAAUCGCUAUAGAGAAAGAAAGAAAAGCAGAUUUUCUCGGCCGUGUACGUAAAAAAAAAAAACUACAGACAAUCUGUCGUGAGCUCACGCUGCGUUAUUCUCCUUUUCUGUUCCCUCAGAUUGUCUGAAUGCUUUAAGAUCUGUUGGUGCACGAAGCCCCUUUUACCAUCGGCAUUAACGCGCUGACACAGAGGUUUGAAAUCUGGCUGCAAAGAAGCGAUGUUGAAUUCAAUUUACAGCAGUUUGAAAUGUUCCUUCCUCCGAGCUUCAGACCGGAUGAUGUUGAUCGAUUCGGCUCCACUGAAUUCGGUCGUUGGCCGUGGGCAGAAGAUGAAGCUUCACACAGUUGUUGUAGGGUUUCGAACUGAAGACCAGCUCCGCCUUGUCCAUCUGUAAUGGUGCGUUCACUUUGUUCUCAGAAGUCGGAGUUCCCAACUAUCACGUCCCCGUAGUCGUUUUUUCUCCUCAGAAAGUCGUAGAAUCCUCCCUACCCUCGAGUUGAGUUUCCAAGAUGGCCGCCCCCUGUGUAAACAAUCCUUUUAUUAGCUUCUGAUUAGUUGUUGUUUAUUAAACCGGUCGUACAUACAGGAUUUUCACACAUACAUGUGUUGAAAUGCUGUUAAUUAACUAAAACUACAAGCCUCAUGUCGCGCUAACAACGGCUAAAAACAUUAGCCUGGUAAAACCAGAACAGAGACAAACACCAUCGUGGUAAACUGGGAUCAAUAGUUCAACAAUUAAAAAGUUUCUGAUUCGUGUUGUCUUGUAGAUUUCAUCACUUUAAAUAAUUCUAGUAAAAAAAACUCAUGAGUUGGUUCAAGUUACCUGUUCUGAUUAGAAUUUGUGUAUCUUAAAUAGGCUAAAUUCAGUUUAACAUUAUAGAAAUAAUAUUAGUUAUUUUACAAAAUGUGAAUAUUGAACAAACCAGGUUUCCACCAAGUUAUAUCGGGACAAGGCGAGAGCUUCCAUGGAGGCGGCCAUCUUGUUUUCUGUCUUCUGUUACUGUAACGCUGAUAACUCAGGUGUGACGUCGUUCCCAGCGCCGACCUCUGACCCCUGAGGUAAAUGAACGCACCAUAAAACCAUUCAGGUCUAUGCAAUAAUGGGACAAACUGGAAGAGUAACAACGACGUGGUCACUCCUGCAUCUGAGCCCAGUUUACAUGAAAGAAAAUAGCGUUAAGGCUCCAAGCCGCCGCCGCCGUCGUCCUGGUGGAUCUGGGUGAUGUUAAACAUGUUUACAGCCGGGUACAAAACAUGAUUUUGGUCUCAAUAGCUGUAAUAAUUAACAACUGUAUGGGAGUUUUUCUAACUCAUUUGUUUAUUUUUUCUUAUCAUUUAAAAUUCUGCAUAAUUAAUUCCCCCAUGUCCAUAUUUGGAGUGUCUGAGUGUGGGCGGAGUAAAGCUCAUCCAACAUGGUGACUGCAGGCUCCGCCCACUCCGGGCUUCAUUUUCGAGCUUCUGAAUCCAACGGGUUUGUCUUAGUAUAAACGUUCAGUGGUUCCUACAUGUUCCUCCUCGUUCUGUAGCGACGUCGCUCUUAAAGCUCUUAGUUUCAGAGCUGGAGCUGAUAAAUGUUGGAGAGAAGAUGGUUUGUCGGAGGCUGACGGAGGAAAGAAUGACGCGUGACCACUGAGAUUAGACGACGUAUUUCAGACCAAUCAGAGCGCGUUGCUGCAGCUCAUCUCCGGCUGCUGUCAGAGGGAAGAACAUUUCAAACGUAGCUUGAAUCCUUCUGGUGGAGGUUAAAGUGUCUGUGUGCAGGUUAAAGCCGAGCGUUCAAACCCCAUCGCUGGCCUCUAACUUCCAGCAGCAUCGACCCUGAAAAUGUUUCCCAGAAGAAGCAGGAAGGUUCCUGAAGCCGCUACAAUCAUUCCUCCGGGGAGCACUGCCUUCUGUCCGCUGUCAUUUUUUUCUAACGCUGAUCUCUCUAACGGAUGAAUAAAUGCAUUCCAUGUUUCA